CGGUCUUAUGCUAUGCAUAUGCAGUUAUGUCAAUUUGUGUGCGAUAGCCCUUACUCUGCAUGUAAUUUCACCCUAAAUAUUGUGUCCUUAUAGGUAAUGUUAGGUUAGUACACAUAUGACAUAUUUGGCGGCAACUUGUCCAUCUUAAACUCACAAUUGAAGAGAGGUUGAAAAUAUUUGAGAGAUUCGUUAAAAAUGAUUGUUAAAUUAGACAAGAUAAUAAGCUAUUCCUCAGAGCAUCCAUCGUAUCCUGCUGCUAAUCUUCUUGAACGUAAUUCAGAAAAAUGGAAAGCGUGGCGAUGCGCCAAACCAGGGGAAAUGCUCGCCCAUGUCAUCUUCCAACUCACGGAAUCGUCUUAUAUUACUGGAGUUGAUAUCGGUAAUUUCCAGAGUUGUAUAGUGAUUGUUACUGGAUCCACAGCAUCUGAACCUGAUAACUGGAUGGUUAUUGUGAACCAUAAAUUCAUGACAAAUGACGAAGCCGCAAAUAAUAAAUUUAAAGAUCAGGUACAAAUAUUCACAAAGAGAGAGUUGAAUCCUGAUACACUGAAAAUUAAAUUUGAUCGAAUUAAGGUUACCUGCAUGCAGUCAGCAAAUUUGAAAAUAUUAUUUGGGCUAUCAUAUAUCAUUCUACGAUCAGAUGCUAUAGUUGAUUUAGGUUUAGAUAUGUUUGGCAAAUUUAAAUUGAAGCAACCACAUGUCAUGAAGACCCCCAUGGAGAUGAUGAAGGAAAAGCUCACUAAAGUAGAAGAUAAAAAAAUAGAUUACAAAGAAGAGUUACGUGAGCAAAUAAAAAAGAAUUCAAUAGAAAGUUUCUCUAGGUCUCAACAGGAGAAAAAGCCUAUGAAAAGACCAUUGUUGGAAAAGCUAGAAGCUGGAAAAUCUGAUGAAAUUUUUGGAAAGAAGGAUAAAGAGACUUCAAACUGCCAACUGCAAAAAAAUAAAAAUGGAACAUCUGAUAGCGAACCUAAAAGUACUGAAGUUACAUUGAAUAAAAAAGCAGUUGUCAGAACUCCCUUUGGAGAUAUAGUACCUUCAAAAAAUACUGUUAAAAAUGGUAUAACAGACGCUGCUAAGAGUCCUUCAAAUUCUAAAAAACGACCCUUGAGUGAGUUAGAUACUUCAUCAAAUGUAAAAUUCAAUGAGAAGAGACAGCGGUGCACGGAAUGUUGCAAAGAAUCACAGGACCAAUUGUGUAAGACUUGUCAACGAUUGUCGCAGCCUGCAACUGCUGAAAAUACUACUUCAGAAACAAAACACAAUACUCCUGCAAGAUGUAAAAAGCUGUUUAAAGAACUGUUCAGUGGCACUACCUUUUCACUCAGUGGAUACGUUAAUCCACAGAGAGAUGAAAUUAGAAGGAAAGCAUUGAAUAUGGGUGCAAAGUACAUACCUGAACCAAAUACAACUAAUAAAAAAUGUACCUAUUUGAUUUGUGCUUUCAAAAAUACACCAAAAUAUCAACAGUUCAAAAAUCAUACAAAGAUUGUUUCUCAUACUUUUAUUGAGGAAUGUUUUGAUAAGAAAACAAGAUUCCCUUGGAGACGAUAUGCUUUAGAUCAGAAGGACAGAUCUCAGUCUGAAAGCGAAGAAGAAAUUGACAGUAAUCAACCACAAUCUGCAUAUGAUAUGGACACUGAUGCUGAUUCUGAUUAUUGAUAUUUCAGUUUAAAAUGUUUCCAUGCAUCUUUAAAAAAUUCAUUAUUAUACUUUGAUAAUUAUGCAUGUACUGUCAGAUCAAAUAGUUGUCACUUACUAAAAUUCUAUCUUAAAUUUAUAUACUUUUUAUUAUUUCAAUAUUUAUUCGAAUAUAUACAUUUAGUGCAGUAAUUAAAAAAUUUUAGUGAAAGCUGAAUAUUUGUAUAAACUUAUGUACAUACAUAGGUAAGUUUGUAUUUUGGACAGACUAACUGGAAUUAUAACAAAAAAAUAAUUAUAAUUUGUGGAAAAAAUAAAGUAGAUUAUUUUAUUAUA
Odontomachus brunneus is the source of this 1974-nucleotide messenger RNA. It is a transcript of the gene XRCC1, whose product is annotated as DNA repair protein XRCC1. The record is from RefSeq and is a predicted model, not a curated record. The transcript is spliced from 3 exons. Gene Ontology annotation, molecular function: damaged DNA binding. Lineage: Eukaryota; Metazoa; Arthropoda; Insecta; Hymenoptera; Formicidae. Gene Ontology annotation, biological process: base-excision repair; single strand break repair. Gene Ontology annotation, cellular component: nucleus. Bases 196 to 1659 code for a protein of 487 amino acids.